AUGUAUGAAGUCACCGAAGAGCCACUGGGCCAUCCCCGGCCAAUACGCGUGAUCGUAGUAGGAGCAGGUGCAAGCGGCCUAAACCUGGCUCGUCACAUGGAACUGCACAUGAAGAAUUUUGAGCUCACUAUUUACGAAAAGAAUGCGGAUGUGGGAGGAACUUGGUUUGAGAAUCGGUACCCUGGGUGUGCUUGCGACAUUCCAUCUCAUAAUUAUCAGUUCACCUGGGAGCCCAAUCCGGAGUGGACUCAUUACUACUCGCCAUGGAACGAGAUCCUCCAGUACUUUCAGGGCAUAGCGCACAAGUAUGAACUUUACAAGUACAUCAGGUUGCGCCAUAGCGUCUCCGAGGCGAUCUGGAAUGAGGAACAAGGAAUCUGGAAGGUCAAGAUGCAUGCUCUGGAUUCGGGUGAGAUGGUCGAAGAUCAGUGCCAUAUUCUGAUCAACGGAAGCGGAAUUCUCAACAAUUGGAAGUGGCCAGACAUUCCAGGGCUUCAUUCGUUCAAUGGAAGUCUCGUCCACAGUGCGACAUGGGAUGCGGAUCAGACUGUAGAUGGCAAAAGAGUCGCAGUGUUGGGAUCGGGUUCCUCUGGCAUACAAAUCAUUCCAACAAUACAGCCCGUCGUAAGCUCAUUGUUUGCAUUUGUGCGCAGCCCAACAUGGAUCACCGCGGGGUUCGCACAGAGUCAUGCUGGGCCUGGGGGCGCGAACUUUGCCUUUUCCGAGGAGCAGAAACGGGAGUUUCGAGAGAAUCCCGACGUAUAUCGUCGAUAUCGGAAGGAGAUUGAAGGAGAAUUGAACACCAGAUUCAAAUUCAUUAUUGCGGAUAGUGAAGAGCAAGCCACUGCGCGGCAGUUCUCCAUCAACGAGAUGAAGAGCAAGCUCAAGGAUGAAGCAUUGUUGCAACACUUGAUGCCCGGCAAUUUUGCCGUCGGCUGCAAACGACCGACACCGGGAAAUGGCUUCUUGGAAGCGCUUUCCGAAGACAACGUCCGCGUCAUCACGGAUAAGAUAUCUCGAGUAUCGUCAGAUGGAAUAGUCCUGGCAACAGGAGAGGAGCUGAAAGUCGACACGCUCAUCUGUGCCACUGGAUUUGACAUUGGCUUUUGUCCUCGAUUCAAGCUGAUUGGACGAGAUGGACGCGACAUCAAAGAAGAAUGGCGAGAAAAGCCUGAAGCAUACUUGUCGACCGCCGCGGCAGGUUUCCCAAACUACUUUAUGUUUCUGGGGCCAAACUCGCCUGUCGGACACGGGUCUGUCCUGCCCAUCAUUGAGCAUGCAACCAAGUACAUCAUCAACAUGAUGAAAAAGAUACAGACUCAAAACAUCAAAGCGGUUGCUCCAUUACCCGCAGCGGUUCGAGAUUUCAACGAACAUGUCGCUGAAUUCAUGAAGAGAACAGCUUGGGCUACGCCAUGUCGGUCGUGGUUCAAAAAUGGCACGGUUGAUGGGCCAAUUGUGGCUUUGCACCCGGGGAGUCGCAUACAUUGGUUCCAUGCGAUGCAGCAUAUCCGUUUUGAGGACUUUGAGUACAAGUAUUUCAGUCACAAUCGCUUCCGAUAUCUUGGCCAUGGCUUCUCCACCAAGGAGGAGCCGGGGCUGGACACAACGUGGUACUUUGACACGCCAGAAGAAGGCUACAACGACUAUUGA
This is a messenger RNA of Pestalotiopsis fici W106-1, 1653 nucleotides long. RefSeq lists its product as uncharacterized. The transcript is spliced from 7 exons. Gene Ontology annotation, molecular function: flavin adenine dinucleotide binding; N,N-dimethylaniline monooxygenase activity; NADP binding. The record is from RefSeq and is a predicted model, not a curated record. Lineage: Eukaryota; Fungi; Ascomycota; Sordariomycetes; Amphisphaeriales; Sporocadaceae. The coding region runs from base 1 to 1653 and encodes 550 amino acids.